CACUAAUACGUCAUCUGAAGCCACCGGAAGUGAGAGCUCCGGCCCCGCCCACGCAGCUCAGUCCGAAUCGAGAGAAAUCCACGGCUAAAAAUACAACAGCUAACACAAGAUGAGCGGUCUGUCGCGUAGGAUUAUAAAGGAAACACACAGGUUGGUGCAGGAGCCUGUUCCUGGGAUCUCUGCUCUUCCAGAUGAAAGCAACGCACGUUACUUCCAUGUGGUCAUCGCGGGGCCUGCAGACUCUCCCUUUGAAGGAGGGACAUUUAAACUUGAACUAUUUCUUCCAGAAGAGUAUCCCAUGGCAGCUCCCAAAGUGCGAUUCAUGACCAAAAUCUACCACCCCAACGUUGACAAACUGGGAAGAAUAUGUUUAGACAUUUUGAAAGAUAAGUGGUCCCCAGCUCUUCAGAUCCGUACAGUGUUGCUAUCUAUCCAGGCUUUGUUAAGUGCUCCCAACCCAGACGACCCUCUUGCAAAUGACGUCGCAGAGGAGUGGAAAAAGAAUGAGACCCGUGCCAUUGAGACAGCUCGAACAUGGACCAGGCUCUAUGCGGGCAAGAAUGAAGUAUAAGAGGGAGUGGGAUUGAGGCGUUUGAAUGUGAUCCACACAAUGUACUCCUAUUCUGUCUACAUUUACAUUUAACGGACACAAAAAGAUAAAGUUAUUGAGUCCAAUUCUAUUUGAAAGA
This is a messenger RNA of Boleophthalmus pectinirostris (great blue-spotted mudskipper), 689 nucleotides long. It is a transcript of the gene ube2nb, whose product is annotated as ubiquitin-conjugating enzyme E2Nb. The record is from RefSeq and is a predicted model, not a curated record. Lineage: Eukaryota; Metazoa; Chordata; Actinopteri; Gobiiformes; Gobiidae. Bases 110 to 571 code for a protein of 153 amino acids. The transcript is spliced from 4 exons.